AUGUGUGAGGUGAAUGUUGCACUGGGGCCAGGGCGUCGCUCUCGGACGACGUCGGAAUCGUCUAACCACUCGUCGGACGUGAGCGGAGCAGCUCAAUCGUCAAUCAGGGCUCCCCACCACCACCCCCCAUCCCAGAGGCCCCGCCCACACAGGAACGCUCCCAAGAAAUCCAAGAAAGAGUCACCCAAAAAGGGUGGCGGCGGUGGAUGGUUCACUUGGCUUACCUCAAAGAAGACCGAAGCCCACCUCCCUGACGACAAACACAAAGCUAUCGUUUGGGACGAAAAGAAGCAGAGAUGGGUGAACCAAGAUGAGCCAGAAGAGGAGUAUAAGCCCCCUCCCCCACCCCCAUCCAGUUUCCCCAAGAUGGCUCCAGCGCAUGGGCCAAUGCCUGGAGCGGGGCCGGGUGCCGGGCCGCCUGUUAACAUGUUCUCCAGGAGAGCUGUGAGGGUCACACUUUCAUGA
Molecule: messenger RNA, 465 nt
Organism: Clupea harengus (Atlantic herring)
Lineage: Eukaryota; Metazoa; Chordata; Actinopteri; Clupeiformes; Clupeidae
Gene: sec16a
Product: protein transport protein Sec16A-like
Exons: 5
Coding region: 1-465 (154 amino acids)
Biological process (GO): Golgi organization
Cellular component (GO): endoplasmic reticulum exit site; ER to Golgi transport vesicle membrane
Source: RefSeq, a predicted model, not a curated record